GUCUCUGUGCUUGGGGUAGAGGAGUGUCAGCUCCUUUCCUUUCUCGACCUUGCUCCUUCCUACUCUCUCCAAGUCAACAUGAGUCGACACUUUAGCUCCAGGUCUGGGUACCGUUGCGGAAAGGGCUUCAGCUCUGGCUCCGCCGGGGUGGUCAGCUACCAGCGCAGAUCCACCAGCAGCUCCACGCGCCGCAGUGGGGGAGGUGGUGGGAGAUUUACGAGUGGAGUAUGUGGUGUUGGGGGUGCUGGUGGUGGUUUUGGGAGUCGGAGUCUUGUUAACCUUGGUGGCGGUAAAGCCAUCUCUAUAAGUGUGGCUGGAGGAGGUGGACGUGCUGGUUUUGGUGGUGGUUAUGGUGGCAGUUUUGGUGGUGGUGGCUUUGGGGGUGGUGGUUUUGGUGGUGGUGGCUUUGGGGGUGGUGGUUUUGGUGGUGGCGGCUUUGGUGGUGGCGGCUUUGGUGGUGGCUUUGGCAGUGGAGGUUUUGGUGGAGGUGGUUUUGGGCCUGGCUAUCCUGGUGGCAUACACGAAGUCACCGUCAACCAGAGCCUUCUGCAACCCCUCAAUGUGGAGAUUGAUCCCGAGAUCCAAAAAGUAAAGUCACAAGAAAGGGAGCAAAUCAAGUCCCUCAACAACCGGUUUGCUUCCUUCAUUGACAAGGUGAGAUUCUUGGAGCAGCAGAACCAGGUACUGCAAACAAAAUGGGAGCUGCUGCAGCAGGUAGACACCACCACUAGGACCCAAAACUUAGAACCCCUCUUUGAGGCAUACAUCAGCAAUCUUAGAAACAAAGUGGACCUACUGAAAAGCGACCGAUCUCGGAUGGAUUCAGAAUUGAAGAACAUGCAAGACAUGGUGGAGGAUUUCCGGAACAAGUAUGAGGAUGAGAUCAAUAAGCGGACAAAUGCGGAGAAUGAAUUUGUGAACAUCAAGAAGGAUGUGGAUGCUGCUUACAUCACUAAGGUGGACCUUCAAGCCAAAGUUGACACCUUGCAGCAGGAAAUUGACUUCUUAACAACAUUGUACCAAGCGGAGCUGUCUCAGAUGCAGACUCAUAUCAGCGAAACCAAUGUCAUCCUCUCCAUGGACAACAACCGCAGCCUGGACCUGGACAGCAUCAUCGCCGAGGUCAAAGCCCAGUAUGAGGAGAUCGCUCAGAAGAGCAAGGCUGAGGCUGAGACCCUGUACCAGACCAAGUAUGAAGAGCUCCAGCUCACUGCCGGCAGACAGGGAGACAGCUUGAAGAGUUCAAAGAUGGAGAUUUCGGAGCUGAAUCGGGUGAUCCAGAGACUGAGAUCUGAAAUUGAUAAUGUCAAGAAGCAGAUCUCUUCGCUGCAGCAGUCCAUCAGCGAUGCUGAGCAGCGUGGUGAGAACGCCCUCAAAGAUGCCCAGAAGAAGCUGGCUGAGCUGGAGGACGCCCUGCAGAAGAACAAGGAGGACCUGGCCCGCCUGCUGCGCGACUACCAGGAGCUGAUGAACACCAAGCUGGCCCUGGAUGUGGAGAUUGCCACCUACAGGACCCUCCUGGAAGGAGAGGAAAUCAGGAUGUCUGGCGAGUGUGUCCCGAACGUGAGUGUGUCUGUGAGCACCAGCCACACCAGCGUCAGUGGAAGCAGUAGCCGUGGAGGCGGUGGUUAUAGCUCUGGCGGCGGCGGCGGCUACAGCUACAGCUCCGGGGGCGGCGGCAGCUACAGCUCUGGAGGCGGCGGCGGCGGCGGCGGCAGCUACAGCUCCGGGGGCAGCAGUGUGAGCCGUAGAGGGGGCUCUGGAGGUAGCUUCAGCUCCUCCGGAGGCCGAGGGUCCAGCUCUGGGGGCACCAAGACCUCUGGUGGCAGUUCCAGCGUGAAGUUUGUUUCCACCAGCUAUUCCCGAGGAACCAGAUAAAGAGAGGCACUCUCCAUCCCCGUUAGCUCUCCCUCUCCAUCGCUACCAAAUCUGGCAAGACCAAGGCCAACUGCUCCGGUCUUACUGGAGAAAAGGGCUAUGGUUAGUUACACUGGUUCAUCCUAGUCCCCCAGCUCUUUCCUUUCUGCUCUGCUUCCCAAAGAAGUUUUUAGAUCAGUGGCAAUCUCAGCCCCCCAGCUGUGACCCUGCUUUGUGCUUUGCCAGUUCAGCAAUCACCACUCCACACAUUACAUUUCAAAGCACCUCAUUAAGUCAGCCAGGGGAGGGCUGGUCAGAUCCACAACUUCUUUGUCAUGCAUGGAGCGCAUGCUCUGGACAGCAUCUUAGUAUCUGAACUCUUGCAGCAAACUCUGUGCUGCUUUGGUUUUGUACAUAAGGUGUAAGCAAGUUGUCUUUUGUGGAGAAGUCUUUAAUUCCCCGUUUCCUUGCAUUGCUGCAAUAAACUGCAUUUGAAAUUCUC
Molecule: messenger RNA, 2359 nt
Organism: Vicugna pacos (alpaca)
Lineage: Eukaryota; Metazoa; Chordata; Mammalia; Artiodactyla; Camelidae
Gene: KRT1
Product: keratin 1
Biological process (GO): intermediate filament organization; keratinization
Cellular component (GO): keratin filament
Molecular function (GO): structural constituent of skin epidermis
Source: RefSeq, a predicted model, not a curated record